UGUAUUUGGAUCACUAGUCACAGCUGGCGUGGAGUAUAUCGAACAGCAUGGAAGAUAUUUCCUCGUCGUAGUUAACGUUGAAGUUAUUUUCGGAAACAAACUCUACUAAUAUACAUAUAUAUUGAACUGUCAAAGUGUUGAAUUAGUUAUAUGCGAGCUGGUUUUGGUAGUAAAAGAUGGACUGGGGUGUGUGUAGCAGGGCCCUGGUGUGGUGCAUUUACACAGCGCUGUUCAGUUCUCUACUGUUAGUGGGCCACUGCAGUCGCAGCAGCGUCUCCCUGCCUGAGAGUUUACUCUUUGUUUCCACUCUGGAUGGAAACCUGCACGCUGUCAGCAAGCGCUCUGGCUCUAUUAAAUGGACGCUUAAGGAAGAUCCUGUUCUUCAGGUCCCAACCCAUGUGGCUGAACCUGCGUUUCUGCCUGAUCCUAAUGAUGGAAGCCUGUACUCACUAGGAGGGAAGAACAACGAGGGACUGACGAAACUGCCCUUUACCAUUCCCGAGCUGGUCCAGGCUUCCCCUUGCCGCAGUUCUGAUGGAAUUUUGUACAUGGGUAAGAAACAGGACGUGUGGUAUGUGGUAGAUCUGCUGACAGGAGAAAAGCAGCAGACUCUAACCUCCACUAUUGCUGAGAAACUGUGCGCAUCGUCAACGCUUCUAUACUUGGGUCGCACAGAGUACACUAUCACAAUGUACGACACCAAGAGCCGAGAACUACGAUGGAAUGCCACUUACUCUGAUUAUGCUUGGACACUUCCGGAUGACGACACCAAAUACAAGAUGGCCCACUUUGUUUCAAAUGGUGAUGGCCUGGUGGUGACAGUAGACAGCGAGACAGGUGCAGUGCAGUGGGUGCAGAACUAUGACUCUCCUGUGGUGGCUGUAUACAUGUGGCAACGUGAGGGUCUGCGCAAAGUGCCACAUACAAAUGUAGCUGUGGAGACACUGCGUUACCUCACCUUCACCUCGGGCCAGGGGGGACGGAUCACACAGUGGAAGUACCCUUUCCCCCAAGAGCGGAAGCUGGAGGACAAACUCAUGUCCACCCUGUAUGUGGGAAAGUACUCCACAAGCCUCUAUGCAUCUCCAUCCCUGGUCCAUGAUGGAGUUACCGUAGUGCCUCGUGGUAGCACUUUUCCAAUGCUGGAGGGUCCCACCAGCCAGGAGGGCAGUGUGGAGGACGACCAAGAGUGUGUCAUCACUCCUAGCACCAGUGUUAAAUUUAAUGCGGCCCUAAAGGAGAGGAACCGUGUCAACUACAUGAGGAACUACCUCCUACUUAUAGGUCAUCACGAAACUCCGCCUGAGGCUCACAAAAAGAUUUUGGAAAAAUUUCCAGAUGGUUUUCCUCGUCACCACAGCAACGUCAUUCCUCCUGCUACAGAGCAAACUAUGGAUGAGAAGGUGAAUGACAGUGGGAUGGAGGAUAGCAGCCCCUUGCCCCCUCCUGUUCAUUCUCUCCAGGAGAAGGAACCGCGCUCAACCCGCUCUGAAGCACCUGUUGACUCCAUGCUCAAAGAUAUGGCCACAAUUAUCUUCAGCACUUUCCUGCUUGCUGGCUGGGUCGCCUUCAUCAUCACUUACCCUAAGAGCAUGCAGAGGCAACAGCAGCUUCAGCACCAGCAGUUCCAGCGGCAAAUGGAGGAGAAGUUAGAGCUUCUACAGAAACAGCAGCUGCUCUUCCAGCCGCCCGGUGACCUGCUGCCUGAAGGUGAUUUCCUGGAGGUGGCACGUGGCCGUGCUGAAAGCUCCGGGCAAAGCAGCGCUAACGCCACGCCACGAGCUUCCAAUCAUUCCAACCUGUCUCAUUCUGAACCAGGGGGUUCUGCAGCAGAGCAUGAGGAUGGAGAGGAUGAGUCUAACAUUGUUCGAGUUGGAAACAUCAAAUUUAAUCCCAGGAAUGUUCUGGGACAUGGUGCUGAGGGCACUAUUGUAUACAGGGGUCAUUUUGAUAACCGGCAGGUGGCAGUAAAGAGAAUUCUCCCAGAAUGCUUCAGCUUUGCGGACCGUGAGGUGCAGUUGUUGCGCGAGUCAGACGAGCACCCCAACGUCAUCCGGUACUUUUGUACGGAGCGUGACCGCCAGUUCCAGUACAUCGCUAUCGAGCUGUGUAACGCUACUCUGCAGGAGUAUGUGGAGCAGAAGGAUUUUAAUCGCCAUGGGCUGGAACCGGUGACCUUGCUGCAGCAAACCAUGUCCGGCCUGGCACAUCUGCAUUCGCUCAAUAUAGUUCACAGAGACCUAAAACCACACAAUAUCCUGGUAUCUAUGCCGAAUGCCCAUGGGCGUGUUCGUGCCAUGAUCUCGGACUUUGGCCUGUGUAAGAAGCUGGCUGCAGGCAGACACAGUUUUAGCAGGAGGUCUGGUGUUCCUGGCACUGAGGGGUGGAUUGCACCUGAAGUGCUUAGUGAAGAUGCCAAGCACAACCCAACAUGCAAAGUGGACAUCUUUUCUGCCGGGUGUGUGUUUUACUACGUGGUGUCACAGGGUUGUCAUCCAUUUGGAAAGUCUCUGCAGCGGCAAGCUAACAUUCUCCUGGGGGUCUAUUCCCUGGACCUCCUGCAGCCAGACAGGCAUGAAGACAUUGUGGCCAUGAACCUGAUCGAACAGAUGUUGAGUGUGGAGCCUGAGAAGAGGCCGUCAGCAGAACGAGUGCUCAAACAUCCUUUUUUCUGGAGCCUUGAAAAACAGCUACAGUUCUUCCAGGAUGUGAGUGAUCGGAUAGAAAAGGAGCCACUAGAUGGACCAAUCGUGCGGCAGUUGGAAAGAGGAGGGCGGGCCGUGGUAAAAGGAGACUGGAGGGAACAUAUCACAGUGCCUUUACAAACAGAUCUUCGCAAAUUUCGCUCCUACAAAGGCGGCUCUGUUCGAGAUCUUCUGCGUGCCAUGAGAAACAAGAAGCACCAUUACCGCGAGUUACCUGAAGAGGUUCGGGAGACGCUCGGCUCCAUUCCAGAUGAUUUUAUCUUCUACUUCACGUCCCGCUUUCCCCAGUUGCUGCUCCACACACACAUGGCCCUGCGGUUGUGUGCCCACGAGCGCCCAUUUCUGCCCUACUACCACAACUCAGAGCUGCCUUCACGAACCAUUAGCACACAGCCUGAGCCCAAACCCCCGGAGCAAAGUCAAAUGGACCUGUCUUCAUUCACACAUUCAGACCCUACAGAACUGCCAUUAGUCCCAGAUAUUCCCCCACCUUCAGAUUCUCCAGUACUGCCUGAACACACUGAAUAUGUGCAGCAGGAGCAAAAUGCCUUUUCCGUAACAUCCAGUCAAGAAGAGUCUGCGGUGUAAAACAAAGGAGUCAAUGGCUUUGCUGUUCUGAAUGGACACAUCUCCUUGAGUUGGUGCAGUCCGGGCCUGCAGUGCCUGAGCUGUGUUUCUUAUGUGAGGUGCCAACCCAUCUCAAAGUGCCUUACAUAUUUAAGACAAAAUGGCUCUUUUCAGAGCUGCCUGAUUAAUCAUCCUGAUGAAGCUAGGCUAGUCUGGGUUUGAUCCUGUUAUUUGGACCAUGGUACUGUAUUAUAAUAAGAACCUGAAGUUUUUUUUAUCAUUAUUAUUAACAACUCUUUUGUAAAGGCUGAAUACUGUGAUGCUUGUACACGCAUGAGGCAAUGACUAUUUGUAUUGAACUCUUAAAAUUGUGAAGAGCUAUUCUACUGUGCAAUGUUGGUGAUAGUCAGAGACUUUGCUGUUAAAACGAUCUAUUUUUGUACAUAACUUGAUUGGUGAUAAUCAGUCAGCAUGGCCAGUGUGCCUUUUCAAACUCUGUUCUGUCUUGGCCGUAUGAAGUCAGGGGAGAUACCUGUUCCUGUUGCUAUGCUGCUGCUGACCUCAGUUGUAUCCAAAGGGAGCUGGAAUAUUCACGUUAUGAUAUGCACGUUAUUUCCAUUUUUAUCAUCAUAGCUUCUCAGAUGUCAUUACUCAUUAUUUUGUACAGUUUAUUUGUUGCCACAUUACAUCAAUGAUAUAAAAUCAAAUGUUUUUUUAUACAUAUUUUAUCUAUGGCUGUUAAAACAUUUUAGACUGGAAUUUUAACAGGUGAAAUUUACAAAAACUAAUCUGGCAUGAAGAAUAUAGAUCAAGUAUAAGUUGAAACAAGUAGUCAGCUUAGUUCUCAUUAUCUCCCCUGCUAUUGAUUUUAUGCACUCUUGGGCCACGUUCAAGCACAGAUUAAAAGAAUGCAGGUCCAAAAUUAAUUGACCAUAUCCUUCUGGUUUUAAUGCAUUAAAUGGGAACAAUAGCCACACAUUUUACUUUAUAUAUAAACUUUUUUGUGAAUGGGAGCAUAAUUUAUUUAAUUUUCUUUUAUAGUUAAACAUUUUCAAGGACAUGAUUUAAUCUUUUUUAUUAUUGUUAAAAAGCUGCUAUUGUACAAUGCUAAACUCUUAAAUAAAGCAUUACAACCUAUUGUCUAAAGCUGAA
Molecule: messenger RNA, 4424 nt
Organism: Clarias gariepinus (North African catfish)
Lineage: Eukaryota; Metazoa; Chordata; Actinopteri; Siluriformes; Clariidae
Product: serine/threonine-protein kinase/endoribonuclease IRE1-like
Exons: 22
Coding region: 177-3293 (1038 amino acids)
Biological process (GO): mRNA processing; protein phosphorylation; intrinsic apoptotic signaling pathway in response to endoplasmic reticulum stress
Cellular component (GO): IRE1-TRAF2-ASK1 complex
Molecular function (GO): RNA endonuclease activity; ATP binding; protein serine/threonine kinase activity
Source: RefSeq, a predicted model, not a curated record